This is a messenger RNA of Clonostachys byssicola, 711 nucleotides long. The record is from the annotation of a GenBank genome assembly. Lineage: Eukaryota; Fungi; Ascomycota; Sordariomycetes; Hypocreales; Bionectriaceae.
AUGGACACCACUUUCUUUAUAGGAUGGGAGCUGUGGGAACAAAUGACCUUUGUCCUCGCCUGCAGUAUCAUAAUCGUUUUCAUACUUGGCCUAGGGAAGCUCUGGUGGACAAAUCGGCUGAUCCAGAGGUUGGAGUUGGAGGAUGCAGAGAAGAAAGCCCGACAAUUCGAUAUUCAGCACUGUGGGAUCGACUACUUAAGGGCCGAUGAUAUACCAUUUGGAGUCCGUGCAAUUCAACGCGGAAUCGAAGUCGAGGGCAUCUGGAUCUCACAGGCCAACACACCCGACCUCAGUCAAGUUGCUUCGUCGGCCACACUCAUCGGUGAUCCAACAGAUCAAACAGAGGGACCCAAAUAUAAAAGCUCACUUCCCGACUUGGACAUUACUAUUCAUAGCGACACAACCCUCGGACCUGGCUACAACCGAAAUGGCAACUUUGGUGAUGGUCAUCUGGACUGCCGUUCACCAAGGCAGUCUUACAGGUGCCCGAGACAUGAACCUGUGAAACAGCUCUGCGUUGGUCUCCAAAGCAUAGCAACUGCUCCGAAUUCACCAUCUGUGCCAAGAGUAGCUAGCUACGUUCCUCGAGGGGCACGUGGUGAUCUGAUACCGGCGUAUGAGGAGCAAGUUGUUACUAGGAACCUCAAGGAGCGAGGCGGUCCUAUUAGGGACCAAAAUGAGAUCAGGAACACCAAGUACUAUCAAGAAUAA